AUGCCACCCUCAACGGCUUCUAUUUAUCGUGAUAUUGAGCCUGAAGUCGACUUGGAACCGAGAUCUCAACCCGAAAACGGACCUGAUUCCGACGCAACGGUUUACACCGUCCACAGGCGGCCCAAUAUGAGUUCCGAAACCCGCAAGAAGUUUAUCAACUAUCCUCUCCCGAUUCCCGGGUCGUUCAUCUGGAGCAACGCGGGCUUUGGAAGUCUGAGAAAGAUUCGCAAGCAUAUUGAAGAUGCCGAACCCCGAUACGAUCCAACCGUUCUGCCACUGCCAAUGGACGAAGCCAAAGACCCGGCGGUUCUCCACCGUGAAAGCGCAGUCAAGGCGAAGCCACACCCCUUGAAAUACUACUCCGUGAACGACUAUCAUGAGAUGUACCUUUCAGGCGUAGUCACGCCACUUGCUGUAGCCCGCGCUAUCCUCCCAUUGAUUCGGCGCGAUACGAAUCCACCCGGCGAGCACUCCAUUGCGUGGUUUGAUACCAAAGUCUCACAGGUUCUGGCUGCUGCCGAGGCAUCUACCAAGCGAUAUAAGGAGGGGCGGUCCCUGGGUCCUUUAGACGGUGUGCCGACGGCAGUCAAAGAUGAAUACGAAAUCGACGGUUACCGAACUUGCCUUGGGUCUAGGAACGACUACACGACCCCAGCGGCGCCGGGCCAGUCAAUCACUAGCUGGUGUGUGAAGAAGUUGGAGGAUGCUGGCGCUGUCGUGCUCGGAAAGCUGUCUAUGCACGAAUUUGGACUUGAUACGACUGGAAACAAUCCCAUCUACGGAACACCGCGAAAUCCCUACAACCGUGGCUAUUACACCGGUGGUAGCUCAUCGGGAGCUGGUUAUGCAGUUGCGACUGGUCUAGUCCCUGUGGCCCUCGGUAGCGACGGCGGCGGCAGUAUUCGCAUUCCCUCUUCCAUGUGCGGCGUCUACGGUCUGAAGCCUACCCACGGUCGCAUCUCUUUCCACCCGUGCCCGAAUCACAGCAACAGCUGCGCUGUUAAUGGCCCCAUAGCCGCUGAUAUCGAGUCUCUGGCGACUUACUUUGAGACCAUCGGUGCGCCGCACCCCGACUCUCAGUUCAUCCAGGCAUCUCCCUUUAUCCUGUCACCCAGCGAGAAGCGCGGCAAGGUCCUCGGUAUCCCCGAGGCGUGGUUUGCGCAGGCAGACCCGGCUAUCCAGCGCAUGUGCCGUACCAUGAUCGCGAAGCUCGUGACUCACCACGGAUACGUCACCGUCCCCAUCGACAUUCCCUUCCUAGUCGAGGGCCAAUUUGCCCACGCCAUGACAGUCCUCACCGACGGCGCAACCCUCCUGCCGGAAACCAAGAACCUGACGCACGCGAACCGCAUCCUCCUCGCCAUCGGGCGCGUCACCUCUGCCAUGGACUACCUCCUCGCACAGAAACUCCGCGGCCUCCUCAUGCAGCACCUGGCCCAUCUCUGGCGCAUGUACCCGGGCAUGAUCAUCGUCACGCCCACGACCUCGUGCGCGGGCUGGCCCAUCAUGAACGAGGGCGAGCUGACCCACGGCGUCAGCGACGGCGACCGCACCAUCAGGUCGAUGGAGUACGUCUGGAUGGGCAACUUUUGCGGGCUCCCGGGCGUUACGGUGCCGGCGGGCUACGUGGUGCCGCAUGACCAACUCGGCGCCGGCGGCGAGGCCGGGCCCGACACCGUCGGCAAAGUACCCAUCGGACUCAUGGGCAUGGGCGAGUGGACGGACGAGCACAGCCUGCUCGAGUUUGGGCUCGAUGCCGAGGAGUUGUUUGCGAAGGAGAGGUGCAGGCCGCCCAACUGGAUCGACGUCAUUCAGCGGGCCAAGGACGACAUGGCUAAGAAUGGGGAAGAUAGCUUGAUAGACCUUUAG
Molecule: messenger RNA, 1869 nt
Organism: Colletotrichum fioriniae
Lineage: Eukaryota; Fungi; Ascomycota; Sordariomycetes; Glomerellales; Glomerellaceae
Source: RefSeq, a predicted model, not a curated record